AUGUUUUGGAAACUGUCCCUGUCCUUGUUCCUCGUGGCCAUGCAGUUGAAGGUCGCCGAAGCCCGGAAGGAUCGCCCAGUGGGUGCCAUCCCUUCACCUUACAAGGAAGGCAGCAGCAACAACUCAGAGAGAUGGCAACACAAGGUCAAAGAGGUGCUGGCCUCCAGCCAGGAGGCUCUGGUGGUCACGGAGAGGAAGUACCUCAAGAGUGACUGGUGCAAGACGCAGCCUCUGCGGCAGGUCAUAAGGGAAGAAGGCUGCCGCAGCCGCGCGGUACUCAACCGCUUCUGCUAUGGCCAAUGCAACUCCUUCUACAUCCCCCGGCAUGUGAGCAAGGAGGAAGUGUACUUCCAGUCCUGUGCCUUCUGUAAACCCCAGCGAGUCACCUCUGUCUUCGUGGAGCUCGAGUGCCCAGGCCUGGACCCUCCCUUCCGACUUAAAAAGAUCCAAAAAGUGAAGCAGUGUCGGUGCAUGUCCGUGAACCUGAGCCACUCCAACAAGCAGUGA
This is a messenger RNA of Echinops telfairi (small Madagascar hedgehog), 507 nucleotides long. It is a transcript of the gene GREM2, whose product is annotated as gremlin 2, DAN family BMP antagonist. Gene Ontology annotation, biological process: animal organ morphogenesis. The transcript has a single exon. The record is from RefSeq and is a predicted model, not a curated record. Bases 1 to 507 code for a protein of 168 amino acids. Gene Ontology annotation, molecular function: BMP binding; receptor ligand activity. NCBI's taxonomy places the organism in Eukaryota, Metazoa, Chordata, Mammalia, Afrosoricida, Tenrecidae.